Molecule: messenger RNA, 2050 nt
Organism: Zingiber officinale
Lineage: Eukaryota; Viridiplantae; Streptophyta; Magnoliopsida; Zingiberales; Zingiberaceae
Product: pyruvate decarboxylase 1-like
Exons: 6
Coding region: 151-1953 (600 amino acids)
Molecular function (GO): magnesium ion binding; thiamine pyrophosphate binding; carboxy-lyase activity
Source: RefSeq, a predicted model, not a curated record
UGCGGUGUAUGUAUGCGGAUGACCUGAGCACCUGAGCGACCAGUCAUGGAUGGACAAACGAAUUGGAGGGAGGGAUCGCCACGGAGAGUCCAUUUACAUCGGCAUCGCACGCUGCCAUGAUCUACAAUUGCCUUCGAAUUCGAUCAAUCGAUGGAGACGAAGGUGGGAAGCGUCGACGGAGUGGCGCGGCCAAUGUGCAGCGUCAUGGGCGGGCUCCCCUGGGCCGCCUGCCACACCGUCGCCCCCGGCGGCGGCGGCGCCUGCUCCCCGGACUCCACCCUCGGCCGCUACAUUGCCCGCCGCCUCGUCCAGGUGGGCGUCGGCGACGUCUUCGCCGUCCCCGGCGACUUCAAUCUCACCCUCCUAGACCACCUCAUAGCGGAGCCCGCGCUGCGCGUCAUCGGCUGCUGCAACGAGAUCAACGCCGGCUAUGCGGCCGAUGGCUACGCCCGCUGCCGCGGAGUCGGGGCCUGCGUCGUCACCUUCACCGUCGGCGGCCUCAGCGUCCUCAACGCCAUCGCCGGCGCCUACAGCGAGAGCCUCCCGCUGAUCUGCAUCGUCGGCGGGCCCAACUCCAACGACUACGGCACCAACCGCAUCCUCCACCACACGAUCGGCCUCCCGGACUUCUCCCAGGAAAUCCGCUGCUUCCAAACAGUCACUUGCUUCCAGGCGGUGGUGAACAAUCUCGAGGACGCGCAACAGCUCUUGGACACCGCCAUUUCCACCGCCUUGAAGGAAAGCAAACCCGUCUACAUCAGCGUCAGCUGCAAUCUAUCGGGAAUUCCACAUCCCACUUUUAGCGGCGAUCCAGUUCCCUUCUUCCUCUCUCCCAAGUUGAGUAAUCAAAUGAAUUUGGAGGCCGCCGUGGAAGCCGCGGUAGAGUUCCUGAACAAGGCCGCGAAGCCGGUGAUGAUAGGGGGCCCAAAGCUCCGGGUGGCCAAGGCCGGCUCGGCGUUCGUGGAACUAGCCGACGCGUGCGGCUACGCGAUCGCGGUGAUGCCGUCGGCGAAGGGGCUCGUUCCCGAGAACCACCCGCGGUUCGUCGGCACCUACUGGGGCGGCGUCAGCGCGGCCGGCUGCGCCGAAAUCGUGGAGUCCGCCGACGCUUACCUCUUCGUCGGGCCCAUCUUCAACGACCACAGCUCCGUGGGCUACUCCCUCCUCCUCAAGAAGGAGAAGGCCAUCGUCGUGCAGCCUAACCGGGUGGUGCUCGCCGACGGCCCGGCCUUCGGGUGCGUUCUCAUGGAGGAUUUCCUCCGGGCGCUCGCCAAGCGGGUCACGUCCAACACGAUGGCCCACGACAACUACCGCCGGACCCUCGCGCCCCCCGGCGAAGUGCUAGAGUCCCAGCCCGACGAGCCUCUCAAGGUCAACGUGCUCUUCAAGCACAUCCAGAACAUGUUGUCGAGCCACACGGCCGUCAUCGCGGAGACCGGCGUUUCUUGGUUCAAUUGCCAGAAGCUGAAGUUGCCGGAGGGAUGUGGAUAUGAAUUCCAAAUGCAGUAUGGCUCAAUCGGCUGGUCAGUGGGCGCGACGCUCGGCUAUGCUCAAGCUGCAAACGAUAAACGUAUCAUUGCCUGCAUCGGCGAUGGUGGCUUUCAGAUGACAGCUCAGGAUGUUUCUACCAUGCUCAGAUGCGAGCAAAGGAGCAUCAUAUUCCUCAUAAACAAUGGAGGAGAGAUACAUGAUGGCCGAUAUAAUGGCAUCAAGAACUGGAACUACACUGCUCUGAUCGAUGCCAUCCACAAUCGGGAAGGCAAAUGCUGGACAACAAAGGUUCAGAGUGAGAAGGAGCUGAAGGAGGCAAUUGAGAUAGCAACCAAUGAAAAGAAUGACUGUUUGUGUUUCAUUGAUGUGGUUGUGCACAAGGAUGAUGACACGAACAAGGAAUUGUUGGACUGGAGCUCAAGGGUUUGUGCUGCCAAUAGUAGACUCCCAAAUCCUCAGUGAAUCUCUUCGACAUGCUAACUUCAUCAAUUAUUAUUCCAAAUAAUUUUUGACAAAGAUAUAUCAACAAUGAUGUGAAUAAGAUAUAUUUUUGUGGCGA